CUAAUACCAAUCAAAAUGUUGCAAAACACACGGGCAUCUUCUCCGGUGAGGUUUAUAUGGAGGUACCCCAUUAGGACACAAUUCUCGUACUAGCGAACCAUUACUUCCACCCCUUGUGCUCGAACACAUUGGCACACUCAUGAAGGCGGACAGAUGAUACGGGUACUAUCUGGUUCAGGCGAUAAAUGCCAAGAUACGCGCGUCCGAUCAAAGCUGGUGAUAUGAUCUGGGCUCCUGCGGGGACGGCGCACUGGGACGGCGCUGAUGAUGGCUCUAUCAUGACGUGCUUUGUCAUCGGUCUAGAAGCAAGCACUCAUCGAUUUAUACCACAGGUACCGCUACAAGUGAGACUUGGUAUGGCUUAA
This is a messenger RNA of Talaromyces stipitatus ATCC 10500, 365 nucleotides long. RefSeq lists its product as uncharacterized. The transcript has 2 exons. The coding region runs from base 186 to 365 and encodes 59 amino acids. NCBI's taxonomy places the organism in Eukaryota, Fungi, Ascomycota, Eurotiomycetes, Eurotiales, Trichocomaceae. The record is from RefSeq and is a predicted model, not a curated record.